AUGUCAAAACUGUGUGGUUUGAACGUAGUUCAGCUACGAGAAGAACUACAGAAACGAAGCCUUGUCACAAGUGGCAACAAAGAAGUACUAGUAGCACGUCUGAGAGAAGCUCUCAUUGACGAAUGUAAGAACCCAGACGAAUUCAAGUUUGAUGGUGCUGAUGAGGACAAUGAAAUUAGCACAGGCACGUUUACAACCGCUAAAAUGAUGGAACUUCUGCUUAAGGAGUUAAAACACGUAAAAUUGGAAGUGGCAGAACAGAUUGAAGAACAGUCAACAAGAAUAGAAAUGAUCGAGCAGAAACUUGAUCGUCAGACCGUUGAGGUAGAUCACAAGAUAGACAAAUUGAAGCGAGAAUUGGAGCAAUCCCAAAAAAUGGCCAUGCCGUUAGAUCACGCAUCCGGAAGAACUUUGAAGGUGCCAGCAUUUGACGGAGAGAUGUCCUGGAACGUUUAUAAAACCCAGUUCGAAGCAGCGGCAACUAGUAACUGUUGGAACGGAAAAGAACGAGCAACAGCACUGAUACUGGCCCUGCGAGGUUCAGCAGCAGAGGUUCUUCAGACGAUUCCGGCGGAGAACCACUUCAACUAUGAAGUUCUGGUUAGCGCGUUGGAUUUACGUUAUGGUGAAGAACACAUGAAACAGAUUUAUCGGUCUCAGCUUAGAAACAGAAUGCAACGAUCUGGUGAAUCCAUUCAGCAGCUGGCACAAGAUAUCGAACGGUUGACAUUGCUGUCGUAUCCGACAUCAGACCCCGAGCAUAGAGACGAAACUGCCCUGGAUACGUUUAUCAAAGCCCUUCGUGAUUCAGAACUCAAGCAAUCCCUUCUCUUGUCAGAUAAACGAAAACUCAAGGAUGCCGUUGCGCACAGUCUCACUUUUGAAUCGGCAAAGCAAGCAUCAAAAAGUGAUGUACGUCUACGCCAAGUACAUGAAGAAUGCUCUUGCCAGAAGGUGGUUGUGAAACGCGAACCUCAACAGUACGGUGUACCCCAAUGCUGGAUUUGUGGUGAAAAAGGACAUCUACGUCGUGAUUGUAAACACCGCCGAAAAGAUAACUACUGCCGAAAUUGCGCGACAAGAUGGCGCAAAAGAAGAGAAGAUGAUCCAGUAUCACGAUCGGCCCCUUCUAACGAAGGGGCGGAAAACUAA
Helobdella robusta is the source of this 1152-nucleotide messenger RNA. RefSeq lists its product as hypothetical. Gene Ontology annotation, molecular function: nucleic acid binding; zinc ion binding. The transcript has 2 exons. The coding region runs from base 1 to 1152 and encodes 383 amino acids. NCBI's taxonomy places the organism in Eukaryota, Metazoa, Annelida, Clitellata, Rhynchobdellida, Glossiphoniidae. The record is from RefSeq and is a predicted model, not a curated record.